GCCUCAGCUCCGAGCGGUCCCGGGUGGUGCAGUUGAGGCUGUUUUGACUGGGCCGUUCGGACGGCAGCGCUUUGACCCAGUUAGCACUGGCAGGAUUGAAGCCGAGGAGGAAGACGGUGAGCCAGCCACCCUUAGAACAUUCCAGAACCGUCUGUCAGAGAGGCCCAACCUGGUGGCGAGUCGCCUCUGUGCAUGUGGCCCCCAGGAAGUGAUUUACAUUGCGGCUGCGAGGCGUUUUUACACGUGGGUUACAGCCCCUCCUCUUGCUGCUCUUACAGUAAAUCAGGCAAACAGUACUGUGUAUUUUGCAGAAACUGCGUGCAAGCCCGGGGAGACCCUUUGCCUCACAGGUAUCUACAUAUUCAAAGUUCAACUCGGUGAGCAACUGGCGAGGUUUGGCUACGCUGUUAUCCACGGACCCGUGACGCACGAUGCGGUCGGUGCUUCCCAAGCUGCAGUCGGGGUUGCCCGCCCGCGCACAGCCUCCUCCAGGCCCUUCGAACCUUUGCUCCUGGCUGGGGAGGGUGAAGUCAGUGAACUUGGGCUUGAGUAUGCAGCCCAGCAGUUUGUCCCCUUGGGAGUCCAGCAGGAUGAACGUCCGUGAGCUGGGCCCCUCCGCCCGCCAGCGCAUGGUGCCAUCGGGUGGAGUCCAGAGGCCACCGGGACUUUGGUACAGCUGGACUUGUGGCGGCGGCAGGGCGGGCGGGCGGGCGGCGAACCUAGUGCACCCAGACCCUGCAGCCCCCUGGGGCCGCCCUUCACCUUCACCGCUAGCAGCUCCCCGCAGAAUGCCCCGCAACCCCCUGCGGUUUGUGAGCCGUAACGAAUGUACCUUCCGGUGGGGAAUAUUGAUAGUCGGGAAGGCUGUGCAUGGAGGGGGCGGAGAUAAAAAUGUCACUGGCAAAAUCAACAUUGAUUUCAGAGAAGCAUCUGGAAUUAGAAAGCUCGGGAGUCUGUUGCACAAAUUUCUUGGCCAGUUGGCUAUAGAAAGGAGUGAGAGUGGAGGUUCCUUGAUGGCUUCCAGGGACCGAUGA
Molecule: messenger RNA, 1034 nt
Organism: Neofelis nebulosa (Clouded leopard)
Lineage: Eukaryota; Metazoa; Chordata; Mammalia; Carnivora; Felidae
Exons: 3
Coding region: 432-1034 (200 amino acids)
Source: RefSeq, a predicted model, not a curated record